AAUGAGGAUCCGGCUACAUAUUUGCACUACAAUGGAUCCAGAACAACUCCUGAUUUACUCUUGGCUUCAAGCGACAUCAGUGAGCAUACACACCGCAAAAUAAUUGACGAUCCUGGUUCUGGUCACAAACCAGUCAUUGCUAGUGUCAACAUCGGCAGCAAAAGCAUGACAACGAAAGUGCCAACUAAGCUAUCAUGGAACUUCAAGAAGGCUGACUGGCCUAGAUUCACAAACCUUUUAGAGAAUGAACUUCACACAGGUUCCCUAAACUUCAACCAACAUCCUGACAAACUUUGCGAUGAUAUCAAGAAUAUUAUGAUCAGAUGUGCAAAGAAAACUAUUCCCCAUGGUAAGACUAAACACUAUCGAGUGUUUUGGUCUAAACACCUUGAGGAACUGAAAAGAAAGCGGGAUACCCUUUGCAACACUGCCGAUCAGACUGGAAGAACGGAAGACGUACAAGCCUGGAGACGACAAUCAGCUGUCCUAAGGCAAGCCAUCUUACAAGCAAAACGGACUUCCUUCGACAAGUUCAUCUCAAAUAUCAACUAUCAAAGUGAUAGCCGAUGCACUUUCAAAUUCCUGGGCAACCUGGAAAACAACAGGGAUAGACCCAAGAAAGAACCGAUACGUUUAAAAAACUAA
Molecule: messenger RNA, 645 nt
Organism: Rodentolepis nana
Lineage: Eukaryota; Metazoa; Platyhelminthes; Cestoda; Cyclophyllidea; Hymenolepididae
Source: the annotation of a GenBank genome assembly